AUGGACCCUGUACCGGCAGCAGACCCCUCCGCGCCCCCAGGGCCUUUGACUCACCUGAGCCCGCCGGACAGCUCGGAGGCGCGGCCGCGGAGCGGAGCCGACGGGCGGAGCCUCCCGGGCAGCUGGACCAGGUCACCCCCAGAGCAUGUCACGGUCCUGAGGGAAGGCGUGCGCCAGUGCCUACAGCAACAGUGUGAGCAGACGGUGUGGAUCCUGCAUGCCAAGGUGGCUCAAAAAUCAUAUGGAAAUGAGAAGCGGUUCUUCUGCCCCCCGCCCUGUGUCUACCUCGCAGGUCCCGGCUGGAGGGUGAAGCCAGUGCAAGGCCAAGCCCACCAGCCAGGGGAAACCGGACCCACGGUCUGCGGUUACAUGGGACUGGAUGGCGCGUCCGGCAGCGCCGCCGAGACGCAGAAGUUGAAUUUCGAAGAGCAGCCAGACUCCAGGGAAUUCGGUUGCGCCAAGACCCUGUACAUCUCGGACGCAGACAAGAGGAAGCACUUCCGGCUGGUGCUGCGGCUGGUGCACCGGGGGGGCCGGGAGCUAGGCACCUUCCACAGCCGCCUCAUCAAGGUCAUCUCGAAGCCCUCGCAGAAGAAGCAGUCGCUGAAGAACACUGACCUGUGCAUAUCCUCGGGCUCAAAGGUCUCCCUCUUCAACCGCCUGCGCUCCCAGACGGUCUCCACGCGCUACCUGUCCGUGGAGGACGGCGCCUUCGUGGCCAGCGCGCGCCAGUGGGCUGCCUUCACGCUCCACCUGGCUGAUGAACACUGUUCCCAGGGGGACUUCCCGCCUCGAGAGGGCUACGUCCGCUAUGGCUCCCUAGUGCAACUCGUCUGCACUGUCACGGGCAUCACACUACCUCCAAUGAUCAUCCGCAAAGUGGCCAAACAGUACGCACUCCUCGACGUGGACGAGCCCAUCUCCCAGCUGCACAAGUGUGCGUUCCAGUUCCCCGGGGAGCCUGCCGGAGAGGGUGGCACUUACUUAUGCCUCGCCGCAGACAAGGUGGUGCAGUUCCAGGCCUCCCCCUGCCCCAAAGAGGCGAACAGGGCGCUGCUCAAUGACAGCUCUUGUUGGACCAUCAUCGGUACCGAGUCGGUGGAGUUCUCCUUCAGCACCAGCCUGGCGUGGACCCGGGAACCCGUCACCCCAGUGCCCCUCAUCAGCACCCUGGAGCUGAGUGGUGGGGGAGACGUGGCCACGCUCGAGCUCCACGGCGAGAACUUCCACGCGGGGCUCAAGGUGUGGUUCGGGGACGUGGAGGCCGAAACCAUGUACAGGAGCCCGCGGUCCCUGGUGUGCGUGGUGCCCGACAUCGCCGCCUUCGGCAGCGACUGGCGCUGGCUGCGCACACCCAUCACAGUGCCCGUGAGCCUGGUGCGCGCCGACGGCCUCUUCUACCCCAGCGCCUUCUCCUUCACCUACACCCCCGAGUACAGCGCCCGGCCCGGCCCCCCGGGGGCCCCCGAACCCGCCGCCGACGCCGACGCGCUGCUCGAGAGUAUCCACCACGAGUUCACGCGCAGCAACUUCCACCUCUUCAUCCAGACUUAG
Molecule: messenger RNA, 1554 nt
Organism: Prionailurus viverrinus (fishing cat)
Lineage: Eukaryota; Metazoa; Chordata; Mammalia; Carnivora; Felidae
Gene: RBPJL
Product: recombination signal binding protein for immunoglobulin kappa J region like
Exons: 12
Coding region: 1-1554 (517 amino acids)
Biological process (GO): regulation of transcription by RNA polymerase II
Cellular component (GO): nucleus
Molecular function (GO): DNA-binding transcription activator activity, RNA polymerase II-specific; RNA polymerase II cis-regulatory region sequence-specific DNA binding
Source: RefSeq, a predicted model, not a curated record